Molecule: messenger RNA, 1858 nt
Organism: Arabidopsis thaliana (thale cress)
Lineage: Eukaryota; Viridiplantae; Streptophyta; Magnoliopsida; Brassicales; Brassicaceae
Product: Sterile alpha motif (SAM) domain-containing protein
Exons: 3
Coding region: 996-1421 (141 amino acids)
Source: RefSeq, marked reviewed
GCGUGGAGGCGGGAGAGGAGCGUGGAGGAAAAGAAAAAGAGCCAAAAGAGAGGAAAAAAGCAAACACUUUCACUUGGUGGACCCAUUUGUCCCUCCCCCAGACUCUCUCUUCUCAUCUCUCUCUCUCUCUCUCUCUUCAAACCCUAAAAAUUCACGCAUUUUGGCACAGUUAAGUUCGCUGAAUCCCGUUCCUCUUCCUCUGUCUCUCUCCCCAAGAAAAUCACUCAGAUCAAAGCUCAAAUUUCGGAUCUCACAGCUGUCGCUUCGGUAGAGGAAAGGAUGACCAGAGAACAUCCUCCCGAGCCUCUUGAUUUCUUCAUCUGGACUGUUGAGGUAUAUUCAAUCAAUCAUUCCUUCUUUAUAAGCCUUUCAUGAUGAUCACUUCUUCAAUUCGCAUGUUUCUUGGAAUUGAGCUCUUCAUUAUUAGACUUGUUGGUUGCAGAAUCAUGUUUAUUAAAUUAUUCAGCCUAUUUUUGAUCUGAAUUCAGCCUAUUUAACCAGUUACAGGGUUGAUUUGAUAUUUCUUCAGGUAUGACCCUAGUUUGCCUUAGGCUUGUUCUUGUUGUUUGAUCCAAUUACACUGAUUGAUUUAGUUUACUAUGUUACUUAUUUUUUUUGCUCUUUUGGUACUCUGCUUGUUAUUACAAGAAUAAAUCUCACCUUAAUGAUUGCAAUUACAUCAGGCAAGCUCGAAUUUGACGCACCUCUAGCUAUUGAAGUUCCAUUAGUGGUCAUUUAGUUUACUAUGUUACUUGUCGCUCUAGUCCAAGGAAUCUGUGUUUGUUGAUGUACAUAUACUCCGGAAGUGGUUUUACCUCAGGGUGUGUAGACUGCAGAGUGAUGUUCGCAUAUGUCACUUGUUGAUUUGCUCUUCAGAAAAGGUUGAAUAUUGGAUGAAGAUUAGUUGAUGAAAACUCGAUAACCUGUGCCUGAUACCAAAAAUAGUUAAGAGUUAGUCCACUCAUAUGGAGAAGCUGGAGGUUGUGUGUUGCUGAAUGGUUUUGUUCUAUCAGAUGCUAUUAUGGAUUUUCUUAGUUAUGCUCGUGUGUAAUGGCGAGCAUCUUGUAGAUGAGAAGCUUUGUUCUUUUUUUCUUCAGGAUGUUGGGUCUUGGCUCGAGGAGAUAAACCUUGGGGGCUACCGCCAGAUUUUCAAAGAAAAUGGUGUCAAUGGAGAAUAUCUAGAAAGCAUGUCUGUGUUUACUACCGAGCAGAUCCUUCACUUCAUAAGGAGGCAUCACAUGAAGUGGGGAGACUUCAUCACCCUCUGUAAAGAACUCAGAAGGAUUAAAGUGGCUUGCUUGAAAGGUGAGCAGAGAGUUAGACGGCCAUGGUGGGCACCGUCUUGUCUAUCCGUAGUCUUUGUUAAGGCAGCCAAACGCAACCGACAGUCUCGUGUUGUAUCUCUCAAGCUUGAAUCUUGACAUUACACUUUGGCUGUUUAUGUACGUACUUGUCUCUCUUCUCUUCUCUUGUUUUCUUUUCCUUUUUUUUUUUUUUUGGUUUGGGUUUGUUUGUGGCACAUGCACUAGGAAGAAACAAACUCAAGUCAAAAAAGCUGUUUGGCUUGGUGAAAUCUUGCAAGCGGGAAAAAAAUUAUGCGUUUUGUACUUUGGUGGUGUAUACAAAGCUUGCUCUCAGAUGUUUAAUAUAUGGCUUGUGCAAUCUUUAUGUGACAGAUAAUAGUGUGACGAAUCCAAAGUAGUAAUUUGAUUAUAUGUAAUGUGGAAACCGAUUGAAACCCAGGCGAUAUUGAGAACGUAGUAAUUUGAUUAUAUAUGUUAUAUGUUCCAAUGAUUUUGGACACUAAUAAAAUUAUUUAGGUCACAAAUUUAAAAACUCUAUCGGUGGUUAAACAUUU